This is a messenger RNA of Mycena indigotica, 1107 nucleotides long. RefSeq lists its product as uncharacterized. Lineage: Eukaryota; Fungi; Basidiomycota; Agaricomycetes; Agaricales; Mycenaceae. The transcript is spliced from 16 exons. The coding region runs from base 1 to 1107 and encodes 368 amino acids. The record is from RefSeq and is a predicted model, not a curated record.
AUGUUUUCAUAUGUUUCCCGGAUGUCGGCCAGAGAACAAAAACAUGUCGACUUACUUCUGAAGGAAUUGACAUCGGCGCCGGUUGUGGCUGCACACCGUGACCCUCCUCCGUUGUCUCAAAUCAAUCGACGUCCUUUGCAUGAGCCCUUUAAAUUUCCCUCAGCGCGUGCGGGUGCACACCCCGCUCCAUUCUUUGGGCCCCAGUCUCAGACUUUGGCCUCGACGUCAUCUUCGACGAAUACAUUCUCCAGCGGGACGGCGCCGAUGCCUAUGGCUGGUGCACAUCAGCCUAUGCAAUGGCCUGAGUCCCCCGUCUCAACAGGAUUCAAGUUCUCGACAAAUUCAUUCUUCGGAACGGCAUCGAUGGCUGGUGCACAUCAGCCCAGUAUUCCGUUGCCUUCAACCCCCACUCGCCCCGCAAAUAACGACGCGACACCGAUGGCCGGUGCACAUCAGCCUAUACAAUGGCCUGAGACCCCCGUCUCAACGGGAUUCAAGUUCUCGACAAAUUCAUUCUUCGGAACGGCAUCGAUGGCUGGUGCACAUCAGCCUAGUAUUCCGUUGCCUUCAACCCCCACUCGCCCCGCAAACAACCAAGCGACACCGUUCGCUGGUGCCCAUCAGCCUAUGGUAGCGCCUCCCCCUCAAACCGUGUUCGCUGGCUUCACCGUCGUAAAGCCCUCUGCGUUCGAUCUUGCGGGGCUUUGCAACAAUCAAUGGGCAGUGUCAGCGGAGCCGGGAGCUUGGCACGAGGAAGUGGCAAGGCGGCGAUCGGCGAGGAAUUCUAGCUUCUUUCCACGUACCCCGGAGCCGGGACUAUGGCAGCGUGAGUUGGAGCGGCAACGACUUGAGAGAGAACGACCCGCCAGGGAGGCCGAGGCAAGGCGACGGAAGCGCGAAUCUAUUGCGGUCCAGGAGCCAAGGAGAGGACAGUCCGCCGCGGCCCGGGACCUUGAACUGCAGGCGCAAAUGAUUGCUGCAGAGCGACGGAUCAUGGAAAAGCGUGAAGCCAAGCGAAUGCGGAGAGCGAGGCGGGAGGCGAGGGAGUUUGAGGAGCUUCGUCAUUGGUAUGAUGAAUUUGUGAACGAGCCUAUGAACAUGGACUAG